AUGAUGAAAUCAAUGAUGAACAAGCACAAUUGGAUGAGUUUCAAAACUGCAAGAAAAUUCUUUUACCAAGAAGCAACAAGCUAUUCAUUCGGAUCAUCAUCAUCAUGUUCCAUCAUUCACCAACAACAACAACAACAACGAAAUUUUCAUUCCGAUCGAAUGAACAGCGCUCCACCCACCAUUAAACCCAUUCAGGCCAAUGAAUUUUACAAAUUUUCAAGAGAUUUUGCCAUUGCAUCUGCAAAAGCCUCCAAUCAAAUCGAUAGUAUAUUCAGAGUGCCAAACAAACAAAAUGAUGCCAAGAAGGAGAAUGCCAUCCGAUCAUACAGUCAAAUGAUGUUAGCAUUGUAUUUGUAUCAUUGGCUUACAACAGGAGGUGAUAAAUUGAAAGAGCCUUCCAUUGCAAAGGCUGUCUCUCUACUGGAUCAAGUGACACCAUUACAAAGUGGGACUGAACAAAAUAUUCAAAUUCGAGAAUUGAUGGCUCGAGAAUUUGCCAAUGCAUUCUCUGCCAAUGAUACUGAGAUUGAACGAUUGAAAAAGAUAAGUGUUGAUGAACGACAAAAUAUUGUGAGGGCAGGUUCCUUACUCAUAGCUUAUCCAUUCCUGAAAGGUCAAUUCACUCGAGAUUUUAUUCAAGAAGCAAACGCUCUUAAUAAUCCUCAAAUCAUUCAAGCCAGUGAUUUUGAAUUGAAAAUUAAUCCUCACAAUAUCAGUGAAUCGUUCAAGGAAGCCACUGAUAAGGUUAAAAGAUUAUCCGAGUUCUUUAUGAAUGAUGUAUUUAAACAAGCUCAACAAGCUAGUUUAACUCAAGAUUCGUUAUUGCAAGAGAAACAUCGAGAUGCCAUCUAUCACUACAAUUAUUUAUUAAUGACCAUUCUGUAUCAGAAACAUAUUCUUGCUCAAAUGACCAAGCUUAAAAAGAAGGACCUUGCAAACAUGUCUCGUGAUGAUAUUUCAUCAUUCAUUGAAGAUGCCUCUGCAGCAGAAUUUGCUAUUGCAAUUUCUGGAAACCCCUAUGACAAGCUUUUAAUGGCAGCUGUGAGUAAUUUGAACAUUCAUGCUGUGUGA
Naegleria lovaniensis is the source of this 1071-nucleotide messenger RNA. RefSeq lists its product as uncharacterized. The transcript has a single exon. The record is from RefSeq and is a predicted model, not a curated record. Bases 1 to 1071 code for a protein of 356 amino acids. Lineage: Eukaryota; Heterolobosea; Eutetramitea; Acrasida; Naegleriidae.